This is a messenger RNA of Ictalurus furcatus (blue catfish), 3885 nucleotides long. RefSeq names its product tetratricopeptide repeat domain 39C (gene ttc39c). Lineage: Eukaryota; Metazoa; Chordata; Actinopteri; Siluriformes; Ictaluridae. Gene Ontology annotation, biological process: cilium assembly; otolith morphogenesis. The record is from RefSeq and is a predicted model, not a curated record. Gene Ontology annotation, molecular function: protein binding. The transcript is spliced from 14 exons. The coding region runs from base 570 to 2291 and encodes 573 amino acids.
AAAAUACCUCAUCAGAUUCCAAGACCACACGCAAGUAGUAAAAAAUGAUGGGCGUGUUGUUCAGCGUGACAAAAAUGACGCAAUAUUGAUUUGCGCAUGCGCAGUAAGCACUGGUCGGACAAUCUGACGGCUAGGAUGAAAUGUCAGGACACCUGCAGAAAUGAAUGAGGAGCGAAUAUAUCUCACUGUAUUUCGACUUCACGCUACCGGGAGGAUUAUCACACGGCGUCAUUGAUUAGGAUGGUAAACAAUAAAAAUGAUUGUAUGUUCUAGUUGAUUUGAAACCAUAUGAGAGAUUUCGAGUAGAUGGAUAUGACGGGGAUGCAGAGGACGUUUGGCCUGAACAUCGGUGUUGUUCUCACAAAAUAUGCGAGCUAAAUCUUGGCUGAAACACACGUCGCUAAGGAUUUGACAGGCGCACGAAAACUGGAGAAACUUGAAUUCCCAGCUGUGUUUUAAUAUAAUUUUAGGCUAGGUUUAGGGCUGUUUUAGGAUUGGCCCAUCAUUUUGAUGGUUUCUCUACGCUUGGUAUUCGUUGUUAAUCGCCCUUCUGUGUGAGCGCAUGCGCAAUGGCAGGCCGCGAGCAGCAUCAGCAUCAACAUCCGCAGGUGGAGAUGAAGGCAGAGCUGGAUGAUGCGGAGCUAGCACUGCAGGGCAUAAGUAUGCUCCUCAACAAUGGGUUCAAGGAAAGCGAUGAGCUCUUCAGGAGAUACAGGACCCAAAGUCCAUUGAUGAGCUUCGGAGCCAGUUUUGUGUCUUUCCUGAAUGCCAUGAUGACGUUUGAGGAGGAGAAGAUGCAGAUGGCCUGUGAUGACUUGCGUACCACAGAGAAGCUGUGUGAAAGUGACAGUGCUGGUGUCAUCGAGACCAUCCGCAAUAAAAUCAAGAAGAGUAUGGACUCUCAGACGUCAGGGUUGGCAAUAGUGGAUCGGCUGCAAAGGCAGAUCAUAGUGGCUGACUGUCAGGUCUACCUCGCUGUGCUCUCGUUCAUCAAACAGGAACUGUCAGCAUACAUUAAAGGAGGCUGGAUCCUCCGCAAGGCUUGGAAGAUGUAUAAUAAAUGCUACAGUGAUAUUAGCCAGCUUCAGGAGGCGUGUCGCAGGCGUUCCUCUGAUCAGGCGAAUCACAAUACGCCUGCUGCUGAGAGUAAUGGCGGGCUGACGGAGGAGGCACUGGGGCGUCUGAAGGGCUCAGUCAGUUUUGGCUAUGGCCUUUUCCAUCUCUGCAUCUCUAUGGUUCCUCCCCACCUACUGAAGAUUGUCAACCUGCUGGGAUUCCCAGGAGAUCGACACCAGGGCCUGGCAUCACUCAUCUACGCCAGUGAGAGCAGAGACAUGAAGGCACCACUGGCCACGCUGGCUCUCUUAUGGUACCACACAGUGGUGCAGCCCUUCUUUGCUCUGGAUGGCUCUGAUUCCCGGGCAGGGCUGCUUGAAGCCAAAACCAUUCUGCAAAAGAAAUCAGUAACUUACCCCAACUCCUCUCUCUUCAUUUUCUUCAGAGGACGAGUGCAGAGAUUAGAGUGCCAAAUAAACAGUGCACUGGCAUCUUUCCAUGAUGCCCUGGAGUUUGCUUCAGACCAAAGAGAGAUCCAACAUGUGUGUCUCUAUGAGAUCGGGUGGUGCAGUAUGAUUGAGAUGAACUUUGAAGAUGCUUAUAAGGCUUUUGAAAGACUGAAAAAUGAGUCAAGGUGGUCACAAUGCUACUACGCUUAUCUAACUGGAGUAUGCCAGGGAGCGUCGGGUGAUUUGGACGGUGCAAACACUGUUUUCCGAGACGUACCCAAGCUCUUCAAACGCAAGAACAAUCAGAUCGAGCAGUUUGCAUUCAGGAGGGCAGAGCGAUUGAGGAAGCUGGGGGCCACGCAGGAGCUGUGCAUUCUGGGAGUUGUAGAAGUUCUCUACCUGUGGAAGGCUCUUGCAAAUUGCUCAUCCUCCAAACUGCAGCUCAUGAGCCAAGUGCUGCAGGGUCUGGACGACCCAUCUUGCCAGGGUUUAAAACACCUGCUUCUCGGUGCUAUACAGAAAUGUCUUGGAAACAUUAAAGAUGCUGUCCAGUCGUACCAGAUGGCAGUCAGGGAUGAGCUGGGCCGACUGAACAACUCUUAUGUGCAGCCGUACGCCUACUACGAGCUAGGAUGUGUGUUAUUAGCUAAACCUGAGACUUUGAGUAAAGGAAGGUCAUUGUUGCUUCAGGCAAAGGAGAACUGUACAGGAUAUGACUUUGAGAACAGACUGCACGUGCGAAUCCACACGGCCCUUGCGUCUGUGAAGGAAGUGGUCCCUCUGUGACCCCAACCGAUCCAGGAAGUGCAUUUUACAGGGACCAGUCCUGUUUGGCACCUUUUAAAAUGCGAGCCAUAAAAGAAAAUUCUCUUUCUUUUUUUGUGAAAACCAAAAUGAUGACAAAUUAUUUUCUAGUUGGAUAGGUUGAUCACAGUAAUGUUUCUUUCCUCAUUUCUUAUGUUCAAGGUGGAUUUCUUGUUUUUAAGUAGCAGAUUAUGCUUAAAGCUGAGUGUAUUGCCACAUUUUUGUUCAUUUAAAGGUAGCUGAUCCAUUAUACUAAUGAAUGUUUCUGUUUCUGAAUGUUUUGUCUUUUCUGCUUUUCAAUAUGUCUUGAGUUUUAGACAGAACAUCUGGAAAGGGUCAGAAAAUGUUCUGAAUUUGGGUGGCUUUGUUUUUUUAUAAUUUAUGUUAAUUUAAGAACGAGUGUCAUGAGAAUAAUACUAGAUUAACACUACCUACCUAACACUACCUAACACUAUUACUAUAUUUACACACACACAUUAAUGUCAGAGGAUGGCAUUAUUCCGACUAAGGUCUCUAUCACAUUUCAACGUUUUCUCUAAUAAGAAUAUUCCCACAUAUUCCCACUGAAAGAAAUAGAAUUUAACCCUAAUUUUUCAGUUUACAAAACAUAUGUACAUAUCUACAUAUGAUCUCUAGUAGCCCUGAAAAUAAUUGAAAUAAUCACUGUGGAAUAAUAAAUUGUUUAAUAUGUUUUAAUGCCCAGAUAACUACUAUAAUGGCUCAAGAGCAUCACUUAAUCUUACACAUAAAGUGAAGAAUAAACCCAUAUUUCUCUCUCCAGUCAUCUUUAAACAUUCUGUUUUCCUCAUCAAGUCAUGUAGUCAUGUCACUAAUCAGAGCAGAGUGGGUAGGCUAAAUGAAACUGGAGUCAUCAAACUAUGGCCAGUUUUUUUCUUUUUCGAUUCAGUCUGCUGAAAUACUAUGCUGGGACUAGCAUUUCGAUGAUUCCUGCUUUAGAGCAUUACUGAUUAGUUUGCAGACAAAAACACAUUAGACAUUGCUAUCUCGGCUACACUUCACUAAUCAGUGUUUUUUUCAGUGAUCAAAUGUGCUGAAUGAUACUCACUGCAUGUGUUGUCUGCAUUGCAGCGACUUGUGUAUGCAGUUUAAUAGUCUAAAAUCUGUAAUUAUACUAAUGUCCCAUCAUUAAGACAAGAAUGAGGUGUGAAAAAAUCAGAAUUUCUAUCCAGUCAAUCAAUCAGUUGUCUUCAUUAUCAUGCUGGGAAUAUGUUUGCCACUGCCAGUUUAGGGGGAGAGAGAGAGAGACCAUGUUCCCAAAACUGUGAGAAAAAAGUGAUUAUUCAGGGAACUGAUCACACAUGGAUAGUGUCUUGGGUUUGAUUAUGAGACAUACAGUAAGAUACAUAAUAAAAAUAUAACCAUCUUACCAGAAUAUUGACCAUAUUUAAAUAUUCCUUCUCUGCAGGAAAAACAAGAUCACUAAAUCAGAUUGCUACUGUAUCUAACCCUUUACAAUUGUCCUCAAUAUUUUGAUAAGUACAAACUAUCAGAUAUGUUAUUCAGUUAUGAGCCCAAUUGACUGGUCUUUUUUUUAACUAUACACUUAAAGUGCAUA